AUGAAGCCCCCUUCCACGCUCCUCUCUCAAGCCGCGGGCGCAUCUUCGCGGCGGCACCUCAGCCAUACGCCCAUCGCGGCUGCCGUCACCGCCGCCGCAUCCUCCUCGUCGAGCGCCGCCUCGCCGUCGUGCCCUGCCUCAUCAUCGUCGAGCGCCGCUUCGACCUUCAACGGCUGCCUCCGUCCCCUUCCAGCCAGCCAACUCGCAUCGCCCUCGAGAUGCGCCUCGAUCUCGCAGCCGCAGACCUUCUCCGCCCUUCUCCGUUCCCACCCAGGCCCCAGUCGUGGCGCCACCCUCAUCCUCUCCAAUCGCAGCUUCUCCUCGUCUUCCUCGUCGAAAAGACCACACGCCGAGCAGCGCGGUCCAAGAGCUGCCACGCUCGCCGCCGCCCCGCCUUACGGCCGCAUCGCAGCUGCCAUCGCAGCCCUCAGCAUCGCAGCAAACCUCUACCUCCUCUCCAACCCAUCCUCUCCACCUUCCUCUGCGAGAUCCAACAACGCCGGCGCCUACCUCUACGCCAACCCGACGCUCAAGCACGAGUACGGAUCCGCCGCUGACUUCACCAGGGGCAUCCAAGACCUCAAGGCCUACUUUGCCAAGGAGACCGGCGGCGCAUGGCAAGAUCACGUCAGCCAGGACGACGACGAGCUCGAGAGAAAGGGCUACGACGAGAACGGGCACCGCGUCGACUCGGAGGGCAUGCGUCCCAGCGUCGUCGUCUGGCCCCGCCACACCGAAGACGUCGUCGAGAUUGUCAAGAUCGCAAACAGGUACAAGAUGCCGCUGGUGCCCUUCAGCGGAGGCACGUCGCUCGAGGGUCACUACACGGCGCCGUUUGCGGGCAUCUCGAUCGACAUGUCGCGGAUGAACAAGAUCCUCGCCUUCCACCCGGAGGACGGCGACAUUGUGGUCCAGUCCGGCAUCGGCUGGGAGGCGAUCAACUCCUUUCUCGCUGCCGAGGGGCACUCGCUCUUCUUCCCGCUCGACCCGGGCCCUGGCGCCACGAUCGGGGGCAUGAUCGGCACCGGCUGUUCCGGCACCAAUGCGGUGCGGUACGGAACGGCGAGGGGCGAGCACUUCCUCAAUAUGCAGGUCGUCCUGCCCAACGGCGAGGUCAUCGACACGCGCGGCGGCAGGAGGGCGCGCAAGUCGAGCGCCGGCUUUGACCUGGGCCGCAUCCUGGUCGGCGCCGAGGGGACGCUGGGGAUCGUGACGCAGGCGACGCUCAAGCUGCAGCCGCGCCAGCCGGCCAGCGGCGUGGCGUGCGCCACGUUUGACAAUGUCGAGAUGGCGACGCGCGCCGUCAACGAGAUCCUGCUGCGCGGCGUGCCCGUCCAGUGCAUCGAGCUGCUCGACAACGAAAUGAUGCGCGCCAUCAACGCCAGCAACCUCUGCGGCCGGAGCUACGACGAGCGCGACAGCCUCUUCUUCAAGCUGAGCGGCGGCCAGCGCGCCGUCGAAGAGGCAAAGGCCAUGAUCACCGAGGCCAGCCUCAAGCACGGCGCCAAGAAAGAGAGCAUCGAGUUUGAGGUCGACCCGAAAAAGGCUGACCAGAUAUGGCAGGGCCGCAAAGAGGCGCUGUGGGCCGUCACUGCGCGGUGCCAGAAGGACAGCGAACGGGUGUGGACGACGGACGUUUGCGUCCCGAUCUCGGCCCUGCCACGGCUGGUCCGCGAGACGCAGGCCGACCUGCGCUCGGUGGGCCUCACGUCGUCGUGCGUAGUCGGCCAUGCGGGCGACGGCAACUUCCACGGCCUGAUCCCCUUUGACACGGCCGAUCCCGAGUCGGUCAAGGCGGCGACCGAGGCGGUGCGGCGCAUGUGCCUGCGCGCCCAGGACCUCGACGGCAGCGUCAGCGGCGAGCACGGCAUCGGCAGCGGCAAGGUUGAGUUUCUCGAGCGCGAGCUGGGCGCCGGCACCAUCCGGCUCAUGAAGGCCGUCAAGCUCCUCCUCGACCCGCACAACCUCAUGAACCCGGGCAAGCUCUACCCAGAGUGA
Pseudozyma flocculosa PF-1 is the source of this 1998-nucleotide messenger RNA. RefSeq lists its product as uncharacterized. NCBI's taxonomy places the organism in Eukaryota, Fungi, Basidiomycota, Ustilaginomycetes, Ustilaginales, Ustilaginaceae. Gene Ontology annotation, molecular function: D-lactate dehydrogenase (cytochrome) activity; FAD binding; D-lactate dehydrogenase (NAD+) activity. Gene Ontology annotation, biological process: lactate catabolic process. Gene Ontology annotation, cellular component: mitochondrion. The transcript is spliced from 3 exons. The record is from RefSeq and is a predicted model, not a curated record. The coding region runs from base 1 to 1998 and encodes 665 amino acids.